AUGUGCGGCCCAGAAUUCACAAACAGACCUCGAGGCGGCGCUCUCGCCGCUCUCACUCCUCCCAUCAACUCCAUCUCAUCCAAUAUCUGCGGUGAUCUCGCUUUUCACACUCCCGGAAGUCCUUCGAGCUCGAGAGCAACACAUGCAAGACUCACUCCAAGUGAAGAGUGCAGUAUGAAGAGCUUCUGCGACUUAUACGUUGUUAUUCAUGGUGAUUUGACAAGAAACGCCAACGAAUGCGGACUCUUCCGCCAGUUUUCUCUCCAAACGACCACGACAUCUCCCGAGUAUGUUGAGUUGCCGCUCCAAGGGCCGUUAUCACUUGAGGUUGGGGGUGAUGGAAUCAUAGGAAGACGUGUUUCAGUGUAUUCAAGGCUGGCUUCUGGAGACAAGAUCGUUGCUGAAGGCAUCGUGGGCUUCAAUUUCAUGAGCCAGGCAGCACCUGACGAGACUUCUUGUCCUUCAUCGCCGUCACCAUCGCUAUAG
This is a messenger RNA of Fusarium tjaetaba, 486 nucleotides long. RefSeq lists its product as uncharacterized. Bases 1 to 486 code for a protein of 161 amino acids. NCBI's taxonomy places the organism in Eukaryota, Fungi, Ascomycota, Sordariomycetes, Hypocreales, Nectriaceae. The transcript has 2 exons. The record is from RefSeq and is a predicted model, not a curated record.